Molecule: messenger RNA, 1407 nt
Organism: Ectocarpus sp. CCAP 1310/34
Lineage: Eukaryota; Phaeophyceae; Ectocarpales; Ectocarpaceae
Source: the annotation of a GenBank genome assembly
UUUGGCGCGCGGGACCAUCAGACCAGCUUUUGAAACAACGCAGCCGUUGUCGAGUACCACACGCUGGAAGAGGGGCCUCCCAGCUGUCGGCCGAUGACAAAACCGAAGGGCAGCAACAAGCCCACCGGUGGUGUCGGUGGACGCGAGACGAAGGCGAGAAAGAGAGCCAAGACGGCAGCGGCGAGAGAUGCUUUGACCCUGGACAGACGCAGCGCUAAGCUUGAGCAAGAGCGUGCAGCGCUCGCGUCGGAGAUGGCGCAGAGAGAGCAAGCGCUCAGAGCGAAGGGGCAAGCGCUUAGAGCGAAGGAGGCGGCUUUCGCCAACAAGGAGGAGGCAGCGGCGCGUGCCGCUGCGCAGCGGGAAAAGCGUGAGCAGGAAGAGGUUGAGCGCGUCGAAGCGGCAGCUGCUGCUGCGGCGGAGAAGGUGGCUCAGGACCUGGGACUACAUGGACACAUCUGUGCACGAGGUCGCUAUGAGAACGAGGCAGUGUUGCAGGUCGCCCGCACUUUCAAGAUCGGCCACGACAAGGAGAGGAAGACGGCAAAGGAGGAUCAUGGGCGACGCCGCCUCACCGAAGUCCAAGCAGAUCAACUUCGCGAGUUCAUCAACGACGAGCACAAGCCCGGUCGUCAAGUCUUUCGCCGCACGGUGGCAGAAUGGAUGCACAGGACUUGCAACAUGGAGCAGCCAUCCAACCGUUCGGUAGGAGGGCUGCUGAGUAGGCUUGGCUACAAGCGUCGUAGAGGCAGGAUCAAAACGCCGCCGUUGAACGCCGAAAGACUUGUUGAGAUGGACAUGGCAAAGAGGGCAGAGAAUGCUGGGUUAGCAGUGAUCGUGUACACGGACGAGAGUUUUGUCCACCAGGCUCAUGGUUCCCCGUAUUCUUACUUUCCUUCGGACGAGAAUGGAGUUGUGCAGGAUGGGAUUGGUCGCAAAACACGGAAGGGCUUGCGCAUGAGCAUGGUGCAUGCAAUCACCAAGUGGGGGGCGUUGGCUAAGUUUUGUGAUGGGUUUCCGAUCGAAGAGGGUUGGUUCAAGGAAACUGGUAGCGGCAAGAACACAAUGGGAGAUGAGGAGACAGCAGAGUUUCUGUGGCAGGCUAAGUUGGCAAAGGGAGAUUUCCACGCAGCAAUGACAGACUCGAUGUUCAUGGAAAGGCUUGAACACCGCCUUAGUCCAGCGUGCAACGCGAUCCCUGAGUUCCAAGGCAAGCAGAUGAUCCUUGUUCUUGACAACGCCUCAUACCACCAUGGAUUUGACGCGGAAGGAAUAGGCAACCUCAAUCAGCCGGACGGGUACGAUACAGAUGAUGUGUCGCCCGUGGGUCAUGUCGAGAAAAGGGUAGGGGAGCAGAUCCAGCAGGAAAGUGCAGAAUGGGGUGAUGGCAGCGACGAGGUUGAACCAUGA